Messenger RNA from Varroa destructor (honeybee mite), 5992 nucleotides. RefSeq lists its product as uncharacterized. NCBI's taxonomy places the organism in Eukaryota, Metazoa, Arthropoda, Arachnida, Mesostigmata, Varroidae. The record is from RefSeq and is a predicted model, not a curated record.
UGCAACAAAGCGGAAAAUAUAUUCAUAUAACCUUUCUGUACUGUGUCUCGAGAGAGUAAAAAAUCAACACAUGUACCUCGUUUGAUUUCAAAUACGUCUCGCGGUUGAUCUAAUUGAGGGUCAUGCACGUGCUGGGUGCAUUAUAAUUUAGUGCACCCAGCCAUGUUCUGCCGUAACCGCACCGUCGUCACAAUGGCAGCUUUUUUGUAGAACCGCCAUUUUGUGCGCGGUGUACACAUGAACAUGUUGUGCCUCGUUCGUAUGUACGCACGAUGAGUGAGAUGAACGCCUCUCCGAAAGGUCUCUCUGUCCAGAAAGACCUUCGCUCACCGAUAGUCAUUUUUAGCAAAUGCACUGCUACUGUUUUUAUCACUAGACUAACUAUAAACCAGUCGGUGGACAAAUACGAAAAAUGACUCAGCCUUAUUUGGUCAUUCGUUUCCUCUCGCCAGACGCACUAUACCAGUCUCGCUCUAAAUAGCCAUGACAAGCGAUUGGAGCUCGUACGUACACAUUGUAUGAGUGGGAAGGAAAUAUGCUGUUGCGUACGGCUCUCUCUCACUGCAUGUCUUUGUACAUCAUUGAGCAACGGCGGCGUUAAUCGGAUACGUAUGAUCAUGCCCGUCGAUACUGGGACCCUAUUACACCUAACUCAUAGCCCAAAUAGCUGCCGCCCCGAAGUUUCGCGAAGAUGAAAACGACGCAUCAGCAACAGCAGCUGUUGCCGGACGAGCCGUUUCUGAGUCGUUGCAGAAGUCAUGAUAGUAACUCGGUGAUGCGAGAUGAUCGUUUUUACAACGAUUACUACGACGUUUGUAGUUUGUGCCUUUGACCGUUUACAGAUGAUCGAGUUAUCGUUCUCAUCCUGGUAAAGACCUAACGGCUGCAGUUCGACCUUUGCAAGCAGCAAUAUAGAAAUAUCGAGGCGGCAGGCGGAGCUUGGCACGAUUUCGGCCAUGUGGAACACCGCAGUGAUACCAUGGAUGACAGUCUUGUGUAGCUGUGCUCAGGUAUCUUUCUGCCAAGAGGGUGUUCGCGAUGAUUCGCAUGUAGAAAACGUGGUGCAUAAGGCUGUCGCCGACGAGUUCGACUCUCAAAUCCUCACCAACAGGACAACCGCGUUUCUGUCAUGCGCUUCGGGAGAAAUGCACGUAAAGCUUAACUUCAGCGAACCUUUCCGAGGAAUUACUUACGUCGAUUACGACAAGACGAGCCCCUGCAAGUUUUACGGCGAUGGCAGGAAGUAUUAUGAGCUUCGAAUUCCGCUCAAGGGAUGCGGGACCAAACAGGAAGCGCCUCGUGUGUUCAUCAACAAUAUUAUUGUGCGCUUUCAUCGGUCACUCGAACUGGAAGAAGAUGAAAUUAAGACGAUCAUCUGUAGAUACCCGCCACCGCAAGCGCCACCUCCUGCUACAGUUGUUGCCCCUAUAGUGGAAGCCCCACCGUUGAUACCUCCACUUCGGCCACCAAAGCUCUCGGAAAUUGAACUUCUGUUAAUCAUUUGCGCUCUGCUAUUCCUGACGCUGUUGCUUCUCGGCAUCGGAAUAGCUUACUACUGCCUCAAGAAACGUAACGUCAAGGUAAUCAAGAAACGACCGGUAUCAACACCCGCGUCUGAGAUCACCAAAAUCUCGGAUUUUGCUCCGAUUACAAUUCCCCGCGCAGUUGCUCAAUCCUCAUCAAGCGGAUCCGAGGCAACUCUCAUCUCGGACUAUCCGUCGGAGAGUCCGUCGAGUGCAAGCGAUCUCGAGGAAGCCGUCGAUCGACGCCUCGUCGACGCCAAGAUUCCGAUUCCACCUGCACCUUACCCUACUGAUGGAGAGCGAGCUGAAUCACUAGCCUCCGUUGAGCUUCCUUUACGAGCUGCGGCGAUUCCCCGCCCGAAGUCCGGUCCCUAUCCGACUGAUGCCGAGCGUGCAGAAAGCAUCUCGUCAGAACAACGUAUAGCCACGAUACCUCGUCGACCUAAACGGGACAUUCAGACGGCUGAUGACUACUUUAUUAACACGAUUCAGGAAACAACUGAGGACGUCGACAUGGAUAAUCUACAUACGACUACGACACUUGACGCUGUUGAAGCGCAGCCUUUGUACGGAUCGAUUCCUGAUAAUGAUAACUAUUCACAAAGCGAAAUUGAGUCGGUGAUUUUGCCACAGCGUGAACGCGUACCUCAGAGAAGCACUCAAAUGAUCGACGAUCUCAAUAUAACGACAGAGCAUACUGUCGACACCGUUGAAAAUACCAGUAAAAAGCACAGGGACACUAUUAUCGCGGCACGGAAGCCGAAGAUCGAAGUAAAAAAUAUUGAAGAUGUCAUCCUUACAACUGAACAUGACAUUACCACAAACGAGGAGGUAACUAAACAUCGACGUGACACAAUCCAGCAGUAUCAGAAAGCUGAACCAGAGGUACUCACAGUUCCCACUGAGUACCUCGCGCCGACGUGGGACGUCAACUUUAAGACGCGCGAUCCAGGCCAACCCGCCACCUUUGGUCCUGGUCUAUGCCAGCAAACGACUACGUCCACGUGGGAGACAGAUGACUUAACUAAAACAACGGCAGCGGAUCGGACAACUGUGCAUGACAUAACCGACAUCCGCAGGACGGAUAUCCAGGACGAAGCAGAUAUAAGCAAUGUCGACACCCGAACCUCAGAUACCGGUAAUGUGGAUAUUCGUACCACAGGCAUCCGUGACAUCACCACGGAUAUCAAGACCAUUGACGUGACAAAUGUAGACAUUUGCGACACAGAUAUGAGUAACGUAGACUUCAGUCAAGAUAGCGUGAUCUUGCCACCGCCGAAGUCUGUCACGCCACCGAAACCCAGCUUGAUGUCAAUCUCGUCGAUGCCGCCCAAAUACGAAUUGCUUGAACGAAUCGUGUCACCUCCACCUGUUCCCGGUGUUGAAAUGUUGACGCCACCGAUCAAGAAUCGGUGGACCGUGCUCAUCUCAAGUGAUGACACGUUCCGUACUUUAAUUCACGAAGCACAUACGAUUGAGGAGUAUACCCGUGUGUCGUACCACGUUGAUUACGUGCAUGUUUUCGAACGGCCUGUUUGGGACGUGAUUAUUCGGGUGUUAACCUUUCCCGACUACCGGUUCGAGCCAACGGUGACGAUCAGACGAUUGCCCCCCCUCCGUGAUGUGCCUGAUGUCGAUUUACGUUCCCUGACAGAAACUGAGGUGGAACCGUGUCGACGAAAGCCAGAUUCCAUCUUGUCGGAUGAAUCCCGUCCCGAAGGAGAUCGAGCCACGUCCGAGUACACCGAGCCAGCGAAUCAGCGACGCCGUGCAGAGUCGAUUGCCAGCUAUCAAAAGCCUGUUUUACGACCGAUCGAGGUGGAUAUCGAUGAAUCGGACGAUGCUCGAUCAGAUAUAACAUUUGACGUGCCCGCCGAGACGCUAGUUUCACGCAUGACUUCCACCGAUAUACAGGACGUACCUGAGGGAAGGCGAAUCAUAACGCAACAGACUCGCUUCACAGAGAGCUCGCGCACCAGCAGCCGUAGGUACUAGAAGCUAACGAUGAAAAUACUAAAGCAAUUGGUGUUGCGAGCUGGCCAUUAAGGUUGUAUGAUUAUUCAGUGUAAUGAGCUAAAAAUGAAGCACAGCAUAAGAAGCAAAAAACAGAGAUACACCCUAUUGCUUGGCAACGUGACGCUCGAUCAUCUGGCGAUUUGAGAAUAUCAAGAAAUAUGCAGUAAAAACACCAGGAUGUAUCCAAAAAUUACGGAACCUCUUCUCGAACAAACAAAAAUGUUGAUUUAUCAUCCUCUAGUCAGGAUAGUCAUAAUAUGAGACAGCAAAUAGGAUACAGCCAGACUUUGAAAAAUGGUCAAUUGCACUACAUAUACACGAAUGUUGAAUCACCGUGGAUCGAGAUCGUUAGCCGCGCAUGAGCUACGACCUUUACUUACUGGCUCAACGGUAAGAGGAGUGGACGUCAUUACUGAGGAACAGGGCUUCUGUGUAGGGCAAAAUCCAGGAGUGGAACCCCCAGUCGCCAUAUUUCGGAGGUUGGCUUGGGUGCUCCAGAUGGAUCGUAGGUCGGGGUAAGGAAAAAGUAGAAUCACACUUAUCAGUUGACUUCGGAACCAGUACUUAAUAGAGUAACGCGUAUCGUGUUUUUACUGCGGUCAACCAGCUCUAGAGAAAUAAAAAAAAUUGCCACCAUUUUAGAUAAGAUUGUGAAAGGCAAAUAGUCGAGGAAUUGGGACGCACAGACAUACAGACAGGACUCUUGUCAACCAAAGUAGGAAUAUGCAUAUAGUCGAGAUGACAGUAGCCGUGGCGAAGGCUCAAAGAGCGCUUAGGAUGGUACCGAAAACAUACCUGAGAUGACGAACUAUCGAGCCCAAUACUACUUUCGACCCCGUAGGAAAUGCACGUUAUUUAUAAACCCGCAAGACAAGACAACGGAAAAGAAGGUACACUCAAAAUGAAUUGACAACUAAGGUCGACUACUUAGGCUUACAAAUCUGCCUGUAAAGCGUGAGCGAGCCUUAGCACAUGAUCAACAAAGAAAUACACGCAUGUCGAACAAAAACAAUGAAAAAUUAAUACAACCGAUCAUAAAUUACGUUGUUUGUUUGUUUGUUUGUUUGUUCUGUUGUCGCAAAUUAUCGUUCAAAGCUAUAAAGAUAGAUUUUUUCACAAGCAGCUACUAAUCUGGACAUAAUUAUAACAUGAAGUCUGCGACAAAACAGAUGAGAUGACAAAAGUGCAAGUAAGAUUUAUGAAGCGGUAGAUAUAAAGGUCCGAGUGCUAAAAGGAGAACAUGCAGAUUGCGGGAGUAUGAAUAUCACCUGUUUUCAUCAACUAUUUGAUUUUAUAAGGGUAGUUCAUUCAUGAUUUUCAAUACCUCUGAAUCAGACCGCAUCCUGGAAACAUCAUCGAUCGUCAACGAAUCUUCUCAACAGACGUACAAAUUUAGACUUGACUGACUGAAAAUAUUUUCUAAGCGGUGUAGAUUGAGUACUAAAAUAGAAUCCUGUGUCGGCAACUGCCACUACAUAGACAAAAUGAUCGGACGCCUGAAGACCGUACGCUUCAUUUAUAAGAUUAUGUUUAUCAAGCUGACGAUGUUUCAUCGUACGUUAUUCCAGAUGAAGAAAUGCUAUUAUUUAAUAAAUAACAAUUAAUUACAAACAGAGAAAAAACAUGUAAACGCGCGUAUACACGACGUCAUUCGUUGCAGUUGUAAGUGUAAUGACGAUAAAACGAUAACUGUAAUCAUAGUUCGAAUUGGCCGCCUCUAACGGCUCCUUAUGAUCAGCAGAUGCUGUGUCCUGUUGACUAAGGCACUACCGUGGCUGUACGCUUUAUUCUAAAUAACUCCUUUGCCUUAAGCUAGCUAGGAAUAAAAAUGUAAAUAUGUUAAAUAGCGACGACGAGAAUAUAUAUAUAUAUAUGAAAGAGCGCUUUUUCGAUGAACACAUAUGUGUGCCACUACGUAGAGAAAACGGUCCUUUGACGAAUGUGGCAGUUUUAAUUAUAUUAGAAAAGCUGAUUGGUUACUUUAAUGGGCUUUCAAGAAUUUGAUUGAUCAGCGAAAACGUAACCUUAUGGAUGCCUCGGCUUGAAAACGAAAAACGUCGAAAAUGUCAAACACAGAUCUACCAGUUAGCAUUCCUUAACUAGUAUAUUCUGUUGGUCCUAUGCCCUAAAUGAUAUGAUUCACUACAGCACAGCCGCAAUGUAAGUUAAAUUAUAUAAUUAUGUAAGUCACAACGCGGUAAUCAUACUUCUGUUUUCGAAUUUAUUGAAUCAACUAGAAGUUUCUUUAGGAAACUCUCGAUUAGGAAUGCCGCACAGAUUUCGAGACUAUAAUAAUAAUAAUACUAUGAAAUCUGUCGAUUUUCUAAAUUUUUUUUGGACCGUCCACUUGGUGGAUUGAGGUUUUGUCUACAGUCUUUUGUUUGUAUUAACAUAUGAAAUACUUUACUAUGUUGUUAUUAAUAAACGAUGACGCUCUGUGAUCUGCUAGGUGA